GUGGUUUCGCCAAGACCAUCACCAGCUGCGCGCCCUUGCAGAAGCAGACGACCGCAUAUACAGAGCAGGGGAAUGCCUGAUUAUCCAGCACGUUGUGGAGAGUGACGCUGGGCGGUGGGUAUGUGUGGCCAACAACACCGCAGGGGUGGAACGCAUGGACGUCGUCCUACACGUCACGUCGCCUCUAAACGUUGUCAUACAACCGUCGGGGCAGCUCACCGUGGAUGUAGGAGGCAAAGCAACACUCACUUGCCACGUCAGUGGGUCCUCCCCUCACCUUCCUGCCACGCGAACCUGGCUGAAGGAUGGACACGUCGUUGGUCCUGGAGGGGAGGCUCUCGUCCUCGAGAAGGUGCAGAGGGAGGACGCUGGCAUGUACCAGUGUCUGGUACGCAGUGAGGACGACAGCGCGCAGAGCUCUGUGCAGCUGCGAUUGGGAGCUGCACAUCCUCAACUUCUGUACAAGUUCAUCUACCAGACGAUGCAGCCAGGACCUCCCGUGUCUCUCAAAUGCAUCGCGACUGGCAACCCAACGCCUCAUAUCACGUGGCAUCUGGACGGCUUCCCGCUGCCGCAAAGCGACAGGUUUGUUAUUGGUCAGUAUGUAACUCUUCAUGGUGACGUCAUCAGUCAUGUAAACAUCAGCAACGUUCAGGUUGAAGACGGCGGGAUCUACCGGUGCACAGCGACCAAUCGCGUAGGAGAGGUCAGCCACUCCGCGGAUAUGCGAGUCUAUG
Messenger RNA from Cryptotermes secundus, 737 nucleotides. RefSeq names its product Down syndrome cell adhesion molecule-like protein Dscam2. Gene Ontology annotation, biological process: homophilic cell-cell adhesion; dendrite self-avoidance; axon guidance. The record is from RefSeq and is a predicted model, not a curated record. Gene Ontology annotation, molecular function: cell-cell adhesion mediator activity. Gene Ontology annotation, cellular component: axon; plasma membrane. NCBI's taxonomy places the organism in Eukaryota, Metazoa, Arthropoda, Insecta, Blattodea, Kalotermitidae.